Molecule: messenger RNA, 3309 nt
Organism: Leptosia nina
Lineage: Eukaryota; Metazoa; Arthropoda; Insecta; Lepidoptera; Pieridae
Source: the annotation of a GenBank genome assembly
AUGGUGAGAGGGGCGGCGUUAGUAGUGACGCUAGCGCUAACAUGCUGCACGGCAUACAGCAGCGUACUUGUGCCGACAUAUGUCCUGCCGCCUGACUCGUUCGUGCGCGAUCAGCGCUCGCUAGCUUCCUCGCAGGACUCGCAAACCGCAGAAUCGCAAAGGACUAUCAAACGACUUAUAGGCGGUCAUCUAAAAAUCAAACCUGAUAAAGAGUAUGGAAGCGCCAAAAAUUCCAUUACUUUCAGUGACAAGAGUGAAAGUGGAAAGUUCGCCGGCGUGAUCGCGCCGGACCAGUCGGGCGGCAAUGUGGGCUGGAACCAAGGUAUAUGGGACGAUGGCAUGAUGAUGUCCAGCGCGGGGGAGGGCAAAGAGACUAAGAAAAUAAAAGAGGAUGACGAAGACAAGAAAACUUUGUCUGAUCAGGUAGCCGAAGGAAAAUAUGGAUUAAUACAGAACGAAUUAUUUCCAAAGUCGCCAAAGCGGCCGGGUAUUUUGAGCUAUGAGCCUAACGCAGAGACUAGAUCAAAAGAUAACCUACAAAACUUGGGCGGUCUUAAGAAAGAUGAAAUAUGGCUAGCUGAAGAUCAUUUGUUAGUUAUCAAAGGAGGCUCGUUCCCUGAACGUACCAACGAGCCAGAGCAAAAAGUAUGGCCACCAAUAGACAACUACGAGGCGCCUAGAAGGCAAGUAAAAUUACCAAACAAACCGAAUAUUCCCCCGCCCUUUCCCGUACGUCUCUCCGACGACGGACCGCUCGUCUUCCUUACGCCUAACGGCAGUGUCCCUGCGUCCAUUUUCCCUUCCUUCCCUACGGGAGAAGGCGAAAGCCCUUUACCGCCACCGCCAUUCUUUUAUGCACCAGGAGCGUUCGACCCCUCGGGUGAUAAUCAGAGAAACGCUACUGCCGGGGGAGCGCCGUUGCCAGGUCCUCCGUUCCCAUUCCUACCCGGGAAUGCGAGCGAAGGUGCAUUCCCAUUUCCCGCAUCCAUGAACGGCUCUUUUCCAGAAGGUUUUCCUCCGGGCGCCGCCUUUCUACCACCACCGAGCAACCAGUCCGACCUGUACGACGAAGACGACCCUUCGAUAUAUUAUCCGCCGCCAUACAAUUUUUCUUAUCGCAAUGACUAUAAGGGUAACGUACCAGCGGGACCUCUAGUACCAGGAAUCAUACUUCCACCGCCUCCAGACUUCUUCGCUCCGCUCGAAGAAGCGACGACGGAAGAAAUCAAAACUACACCAAACCCACCAACUUCGACUUACACAAGGACUAAGAGUAGUUCAAAGCGUCCAUCGCCGACGCCUGUAACGUACAGAGGAAAGUAUAAGACGAGACUAACAACCACGGAACUCCCAAAAACAACAGAGGUGCCGACGACUUUAACAACACAGUCUAACACAGAAGUUCCAACAACAACUAAGUAUAGAAAGACACAACGCGUUAUACCAAAUCGCCACCCAGUCAAAGUGUAUCACCCCGAAGUGGAAAUUAUUACGAGACCAAAUACUGAAAAGCCUGUAUACAAGACGCGGACAAAACUCACUUCAAAACCGCUCUCUGUGUCCGUUCUAUAUGACUAUCCCGACAUUUAUGAAAACAAACCAGCAACAACACAGAAACCAUAUAGCGCUUAUAAUGUACCAGAAAAGGCGAUAGACGACCAUGUAAAUGACAUAUCAUCUACUGCAGUACCGCUGAGAGCAUAUUACACCAACGUGCAUAACGAUGAUAUCCCUACAACUAAGUUACAGCCUGUUUAUAGCAGAAAACCGAAUGAAAAUGCCGUGGCAUCGUUUUACUUUUUCGAUGAACAACCGAAGGCCAAAGCACCCGAAAGUAAUGUCGAUGGAAGAUAUUAUUACCAGACGGUACCGAGUCAAGCCUCAUAUGUGCCAAAGCAAAACGCUAAUCAACAAACUCAAUACCAACCGGGAGUCGACGUCGCUUACGGUUCAUUCGAUCAAGCGGAUGCUUUCUUCUUAUUCCCACAGAAGCAAGGUCCUAGAACGCUCACCCAAGAAUACUUUAGUAUACAGAAGCCUCGACCACAACCAUCAUAUGUACCGCAACCGAAACCGAGACCAGAAUCGUUCUAUCAGCAGAUCGCUGAUAUACAGCAGACGAUAGACUUCUUCACAACAAAGAGGCCUAAAGCGCACGCGCAUCGACCUCAUACCACAAAACAAAAGCCAAUUACGUCACGGCCUGUCUAUCAGUAUAGUUACGAAACGAAACCGAGGCCGGAAAAAUUGACAUUCCGAGCGCCAAAACUUGACCCUGAACCUUUCCGUCCAAUGGUGAGCUACAGUAAGCCGUUUAACGUGGAUAAUGAAUUUAAUGCAAUCAGUUCAUCCGCGUCACCAGGCUACCAACAAUACUUAGUUGAAAACGUGCAAGUCACGACGGAGAGCCCUACAUCUUCUAGAUAUUAUCCAAAAACAAAGGUAAGAGAUGAGGACUAUGAAGAUGCGGCAGUAAAAGAAGCGCUACCAGUAAACAAUAGAAACCAUAUUCCCGUACAAACCGGUAAGCCUGUUCACCAAGUUAAUCGAUAUCCUAGCACAACAGCGAACCCAAUAAGCAGUGGGUAUUACACAAAGCAUGACGAACGAUACAUUGAUGACAUAACUAAGAGCACUUUCGACAUUUUUGGACAGAAGCUUGAGGACAGCAAUAGAGACGUCAACGGAUUGGCUGUAACGCCUCCACUUGAAACGGUGAAAACGCCUAUAGACAACAAUAUUAAUCUGCAAUACGAGUAUGAAAUCGUCGAAUCGCAGAGCCCCAAUCCGCCAUCGUUGCACGGCGACACAAUCGUUAACCACAGGCACCCACGGCCGCCUAUCAACCCAGACAGCGAACCCGUACACCCAUCGCACGCAAGCGCUGACCUAGUCCAGCCACAAAACCCCCAAAAUCCUCCAUCUUUAGCCAGCGACACGAUUGUCAAUGACAGAUAUCCUAGACCACAGAUUAGUCCGGACAGCGACUUUAUCCCCAUUCCAAAUCCAAACUACAGAAGAGCACAGCAGUACAGAGAACAACCGCAAGAGCCUCAGUAUACUGGUGAACAGUACGACCUGAAUAGGCCAUCGUUGGUUGGGGACACGGACGUCAACUACAGGAGGCCGUUACCCCCUAUCAAUCCUGAUGCGGAAUGGAUAGGGGCGGUCAACUCGGCGGGUGAAGGCCAGCCGGGGUCUCUGGUGAGGUAUCGACUCCCCGGGGAAGGGGCCCACGUGUACUUCCUGACACCGCAAGCGGCUCAGGCUGCGCGGGAGAGGUACAGGUCCCCAGGUUACGGACGGUGA